Molecule: messenger RNA, 261 nt
Organism: Oikopleura dioica
Lineage: Eukaryota; Metazoa; Chordata; Appendicularia; Copelata; Oikopleuridae
Source: the annotation of a GenBank genome assembly
AUGGUCAGAACCCUUCAGAUGACCAAAUUCCACGUCGGUUUCAAACUUGACUUCGAAACAUUGGCCUUCUCCUUCGCCGGCGUCGUUGAUCCCAUCGACCAGUACAAAGCCGGUGUCACGAAGGACAUUGAAGAUGCAGUGGCGACUGUUGACACGAGCAACAUCAACUACUUGAUCGCCUGCGCCGAAACUAUUGAGGCUCUUCCCAAAAUGGGCAGCCUCAACUAUGUCAAAAGUCUCUACGACAACUUGAGACCAUAA